AUGUCUGAAGAACUCAAGCCGAGCGUCCGCAUAUGCGGCAGUGAAGGCUCUUGUCGUAGUCUCGAUGGUGACGUCGCUAACAUCCUCGCCAUGGCUCAAGCAGCCAUCGAAAUGCUCGACAUUGAGCACACGGAGUCUGGCUUUACGGAAACAGGCGAGUUCAAGGCCUACGUGGAGCCGACCAAUCGCGAGAUCAUGGCUUACGCGGCGUUCGAGCGCGUCGCAAAAAUCGCCAUGAACGCCUUGCACAAGUGCUAGACGCCGCGUUCGCCCAACGAAUUGUGCCGGUUUUCUUCAAACAAGUGUUGUUCAAUAAACAAAUUUUCUUGUUGCCAUAA
Capsaspora owczarzaki ATCC 30864 is the source of this 338-nucleotide messenger RNA. RefSeq lists its product as hypothetical. Bases 1 to 258 code for a protein of 85 amino acids. NCBI's taxonomy places the organism in Eukaryota, Filasterea, Ministeriida, Capsasporidae. The record is from RefSeq and is a predicted model, not a curated record. The transcript is spliced from 2 exons.